Molecule: messenger RNA, 3541 nt
Organism: Salmo salar (Atlantic salmon)
Lineage: Eukaryota; Metazoa; Chordata; Actinopteri; Salmoniformes; Salmonidae
Product: sclerostin domain-containing protein 1
Biological process (GO): negative regulation of BMP signaling pathway; negative regulation of Wnt signaling pathway
Molecular function (GO): BMP binding
Source: RefSeq, a predicted model, not a curated record
GCGGCGGGUAUAUAAGCGACUGAACGACAAGUAACUUCAUAACGACACAAUUCCUCCGUUAGACCGCGGCACAUACAUUCCAUCACUCUCUACCUACCUACCUACCUACCUACCUACCUGUCUGCCUAUCUGCCUGCGGAGAGUUGCAGGGAUGCUUCUUACCACGUGCGUGUUCCAGCUCGCGCUCUUCUGCCUUAUUAUAAGUAACUGUCAAGCUGCCAAGAACAGCGCAACGGAAAAGUUAAACCCUCAGUUGAUCAGUACGGUCCAGGAUACACCGAGUAGUAAUGUAUCAAUGAAUCGAGCACGCAACGGAGGAAGGCGUUUGACCAGCGCUGCGCGGAAAGAGCAGGGUCAGGCACAGAGCCAGGUGGGCUGCAGAGAGCUGCGUUCCACCAAGUACAUCUCAGAUGGUCAGUGCACCAGCCUGAACCCGAUCAAGGAGCUGGUUUGUGCUGGGGAGUGUCUUCCCUCCCACCUGCUGCCCAACUGGAUCGGCUCAGGUCCCGGGUACACCGGGAAGUUCUGGAGCCGGCGGGAGGCCCAGGAGUGGCGCUGCGUCAUCGACCGGACACGGACCCAGCGCAUCAGCCUGCAGUGUCAGGACGGAAGCUCCAGGACCUAUAAGAUCACUGUGGUUACCUCCUGCAAGUGUAAACGCUACUCCAGGCAGAACAAUGACUCUGGGAAUGGGAAGUCAGAGCUGGAGGUGAGGCAGGCCCAGGGCCAGGGCUCCACACUCCAGGGGCCCAAGAGGAGGAAGGGAAAGGAAGGGAAGAAUGGACGUUCUGGGCAGGAGGACUGGGCAGAAGAACAGCCUAAAAAAUACUGAACUGAGCCCUCUGGCCAGGGGGGCUCUGUACAUCUAUGAGGGGUUGGAAUGUCUCUCUGUGCCCCCACUUCAGAAACAACACCAACAGACACUAGUUUUGUUUAGAAGACACCAAUGUGUUUGCUGUAUUUAAUGCAGCUAUAUGGAGAAGGCUAUGGAAUGAUUCCUCAGACAGUGCAACUGGUUUGGCAAAUAUUGACCACGGUGGAUGUGUUUGUGAAUGUAUGUGUUUUUGUAUGACAGAAUGAGCCUAGAUCAAAUCGCACAAGAACCGCAUUUGACAACUAAGAUGAGGAGUUCUCUCAACAGCUGAAUAUGUUGUCCAAAUCAUAAUGUUUAGAUUAACAGAAAAUGCAAGAGUAUGUAUAUAAAUAGUGAUUCUAUACUCUGGGUUACUUUUCAAAGUAUGUAAAGGAUUACUAUGACAAUGUAAUAUAUUUUUGUAUGGGGAUAACUGAACUAAAUAUAAAUAAGUUCAUGUUUUUAUAUAUUUGCUAGAUUCCAUGUAAUCACUUUCAGGACAAAUUGUGUCUCAAAUGAUUUGCCUAGGAUAAUGAAAUAAAUAGUGUCUACUAUGAUUAGAUCACCGAUUGAAUAUAAAAAAUGACUUUUCCUUAAUAAUUAGUAUAAUAUGUUUUUUACUUGUCAAUAAAUUGUGCUUUAAUCAUUAUUAAUGAAAUGCUUUGAGCAUAAGGCCACAGACAGAGGAGCUAUAACUUCACAGGAAACAGGAAGUCAGUAACAACAGAGGCAUAAUAAAAUGUUAUAUUGAGUCUAAUACAAGCUCUACACUCUGCAGGAAUCCCCUCUCCUCCAGGCUAUUGGGCCUGUUCCAGUCAGCGGCUACAUGGUAACAUAAAUGAUUGUAUCAGAUAUCCCUUCAUUGUAUCAUCGUAAAAGCUAUGUAUUUGGUACUUGCUGUGCAAGUACUAUGGGGAAGUUACGCUUUCCUCAAAGAGCAUUGGGAACGCUUGAUAUUUGUAGUUAGGGGAUGACAGCUCAUUUUGGUAUUAGGACAGAGUGGUUCUACACCUGACAGUACCAGAGUAGUACAGAGUGGUGCAUUCCAUGAGGGAGAAGCAUAGGGAAAUCAUGUCUGUGAAUCUCAGAACGGAGCUGGCGUCAUUGACACAAUAAUACAAGGCUUGUAAAACGUCCUCUCUGUAAUUAUCCCUGAUUACAUAUUCUCCUCCUGAGUAGCAGAGUAAGACCACCUAGCUUUAUUUAUUACUGUAACUACCACAAACACGCUGUAAGAAACGCCCUUACAAGAAACAGAAAGUGAUCAAAAGGUCAUGGGCCACGUUUCAACUCGUAUUUGCAAAGUCAAUCUGCAGUCACAUCUCUCUCUCUGUCUCUCUCUGUCUCCCUCUGUCUCUCUCUGUCUAUCUCUGUCUCUCUCUGUCUCCCUCUGUCUCUCUCUGUCUAUCUCUGUCUCUCUCUGUCUCUCUCUGUCUCUCAUAUACUUUCUUGACAUGGAAAGUAAAACACUUAUAUUGUCAAAGUAAACAUAUAACAACCAUGGUCAAAGACAGGAAUAUACCAGACUGUUAGGAAUAAUAGGCAAAGAUGAAUAAUCACACUGUAUUUUUCACUAGUUGGCCCUCAGGUUGUCAGGAGGCCACAAAUGUGGCUGCCAAAACACAGCAUUUCGUUUUUUCACCAAGUAUGUAUUUAAGAUUGUCUUUAUAAUUUAGGUUUUCAAAUUCUUCGUAUUGUUUUAUAAUUUAGGGAAGAAUGUAUUUCUUAUGUCAGAAUAUCUGUCACAAUUUGACCCUCCUCCUGAGGGCAGAAUGAGUCUGUACAUACAGUAGUUAGCAUCAGUCAAAGUGGCCAGAUAGCCUGUCACCAUGUAAUGUCUGUGUGGAGCCAAAUAGCAUUGAAGUUUACUUCGAUUCCAAUAGGUGAUAUAUUUUUAUUUUUGCUUUGCGAUAAUUUGGUUGGGCCAUAUUUUCUGAGUGCUGUCCUGAGGCUUUGUUGGGUGUGUAGUGGUUAGUGAAUUGAGCCUCAGGACCAGCUGUCUGAGGGGACACUUCUCUAUGGUCACCUCUUGGCAGUUGAGGGCUUUGUAAUGGUAGGAGUGUUUAUAAAUUAUUUUAAAACUUGGUGGCUCUUUUUCGGAUAUUAAUCAUGUAUGUCUAAUUUGAUAGAUCUUUUAAUAGCAUAGAAAGCCCUCCUUGCUUUGUCUUUCAGUUCACGGCCAGGUUGGAGUUGCCUGUGGAGCUUCUUUUUUUGUCCCAAAUAUGUGUAAGUGUUUGUUCUGUAUCAGUGGAGCCCAGUAAAAAUGUAUCUUGGUUUCACUGACAUCAAGAUCUUUUCUGGAAUAUCAUAAAGUUAGUUUUUUAUUUUGUUGAUUGGCAGGGCCCAGGUCUAACAGAACUGUUGCAGAUGAUGUCAUUGUUGCUGUAGCCCCUCUGUUUGUGGGACAGCAGCACCAGGUCGUCUGCAUACAGGAGGCAUUGUAUUUCUGUGUUGUUAAUAGUGAGCCCGGGAGAUGUUGAUUGUUGUUGUGUUUUUGAAAAUCCAUUCAUGUAUAUAUUAAAUAGACUCGAGCUCAAAUUGUUCCCCUGUUUCAUUCCACGGCCUUGGGAAAAUAAAUGUGUAUGUUUAUUUCCAAUUUUGACUGCACAUUUGUAUUUGUAUACAUUCCUUUGAUGACAUCACAUGUUUUUCCAUCCACGCCACUUUCAAUAAAUUUGAAUAAAAUGC